Messenger RNA from Mesorhabditis spiculigera, 915 nucleotides. Lineage: Eukaryota; Metazoa; Nematoda; Chromadorea; Rhabditida; Rhabditidae. The record is from the annotation of a GenBank genome assembly.
AUGGCAGCCCCUGAUUUGUAUAAAAGGUCGCCUCACCGCGAUGCCAAUUCAAGGCUCCGUUUCAUUUCGGUUGGCUUCUACUACGAGCGCGCGUCAAAAACGAUGAGUGUCAAGGUGUUGGCGACACUGGCCUCGGUGGGCAGUGCUGUAGUGUUAGUGAGUGCUGUGGUCAGCCUCGGCUAUCUCUACAAUGAUAUCAAUUCAUUCUACUAUGAGGCCGUCUCAGAUAUGUCCGAAUUCCAGCUAUACGCCAAUGACGCCUGGUCAAAUAUGAUCACGAGCAUGGGCCAGGCGAGCAGCAGCCAAUCGCAACUCAACACAAUCUUUGGCCGCCACAAACGAUCCGCCGAUAAGUGCCAAUGUGGACCCCAGGCGAAGAGCUGUCCAGCUGGCCCACCCGGACCCCCUGGACAACCCGGACAACCAGGAGAUGAUGGAGAGAAGGGAAAACCCGGAAAUACUGGCAUCAAAGGAUCUGCUAUUACUCAAGAGGAUACACCCACUGGAUGUAUCAAAUGUCCACAAGGACCACCUGGACCAAAGGGACCCGAUGGAGCUGCUGGAGAUGCUGGAAAGAAUGGAGAGAAGGGCAAGGAUGGAGAGCCUGGAAAGGCUGGAGAAAACGGCACGAAAGGAAAGGGCGCCCCAGGACCCCUCGGACCAAUGGGACCCAUCGGACCACAAGGAAAUCAAGGAGCCGUCGGAACCCCUGGACAGCCUGGAAAGGACGGACAGCCCGGUGCUGCUGGACAAGCCGGAAAGGACGGAGAUAAGGGAAAAGAUGGAGAAGCUGGAGGGAAGGUGAGAAGAAACAUCUGUAGAAGCGGACUCGACUCAUCGCCAAUAAACAGCACGCAAGAGCUGUCCGUGGAAUCCGAGAAUGACCGCGGGAUCAAGCGGCCCAAGCAGAGUUUC